AUGGUCCAUGGCUGGUUAUUUUGCAAGUUAGCCUAGCUUUGUUCAUACUGUACAGGAAUUUGGGGCUUGCUUCUAUAGCAACUCUGAUUGCCACUGUAGUUGUAAUGUUGCUGAAUUUUCCUUUGGGAAGAUUGCAAGAGGGAUAUCAGGACAAGCUGAUGAAGUCCAAAGACAAAAGAAUGAAGGCAACGUCUGAGAUUUUGAGGAACAUGAGAAUUCUGAAGCUGCAGGCUUGGGAGAUGAAGUUCCUGUCCAAGAUUAUUGAGCUGCGGAAGACAGAGGCAGGAUGGUUGAAACGAUAUGUUUACUCUUAAGCUUUGAUUAGUUUUGUCUUCUGGGGUGCCCCUACUUUUGUCUCUGUCAUCACCUUUGGUACCUGCAUGCUUAUGGGCAUCCCAUUGGAGUCUGGGAAAAUCCUAUCAGCUCUAGCAACCUUCAGGGUUCUUCAGGAACCCAUCUACAAUCUUCCUGACACCAUUUCAAUGUUGGUUCAGAUGAAGGUUUCGGUUGACAGGAUUGUAGCUUUCUUGCGUCUCGAUGAUCUGCCAGAUGAUGUUGUGAAGAGGCUUCCAAGAGAGGCUUCUGAUACUGCUAUUGAGAUUGUUGAUGGAAGUUUCUCUUGGGAUUCAUCUUCACCAAACCCCACUUUGAGAGAUGUGAACCUGAAGGUGGACCGUGGGAUGCAGGUUGCAGUUUGUGGUACUGUUGGUUCAGGCAAAUCAAGUUUGCUCUCCUGCAUUCUGGGAGAGGUACCAAAGAUAUCCGGCACCAUCGGGCUGUGUGGGACGUACAAGGGCUUAUGUUUCUCAGUCACCUUGGAUACAGAGUGGCAAGAUUCAGGACAACAUUUUGUUUGGCCAAGAUAUGGACAAAGAAAAGUACGACCGAGUACUGGAAGCUUGUGCACUGAAGAAGGACCUGGAGCUCUUUUCAUUUGGUGAUCAAACAGGGAUUGGUGAGAGAGGUAUCAAUCUGAGUGGAGGACAGAAGCAGAGAAUUCAGAUUGCUCGUGCCCUCUACCAAGAUGCCGACAUCUACUUGUUUGAUGAUCCUUUCAGUGCUGUGGAUGCUCAUUUGUUUAAGAUUGCAACAGGAAGUCUUGCUGGGACAUUUGAGUUCCAAAACUGUGGUGUAUGUCACACAUCAAGUUGAAUUCUUACCCGUUGCAGAUCUAAUUUUGGUAUUGAAAGAUGGAAGGAUAACUCAGGCUGGAAAGUAGAGUGACAUUCUGAACUCAGGAUCAGAUUUUAUGGAGCUUGUUGGUGCACAUAAGGCCGCUUUGUCUGCGAUAGAUUCCAAAGCUUCGGAAUCUGAGAAUGGAAGCACUGUCAGUAAAGAAAAUGGCGACAUGAGCAACAGCAACGGGAUUGAGCAGAAAGAUGGAGACAAGGUAUUGCAAAAUGGUAAAGAAGAAGAGACAGGCGGGCCACAGGGUCAGCUUGUUCAAGAAGAAGAGAGGGAGAAAGGAAGAGUUGGAUUUUCAGUCUACUGGCAGUAUCUCACCACAGCAUAUGGAGGAGCUCUUGCACCACUGGCAGUGCUUGCACAUUCCAUGUUUCAAAUCCUACAGAUUGGCAGCAACUAUUGGAUGGCUUGGGCAACACCAGUGUCAGCGGAUGAGGAGCCUCCUGUUCCUCCAAUGACACUGAUAGCUGUAUACGUAGUUUUGGCUGUUGCAAGCUCUCUGUGCAUCCUAGGAAGAUCCACAAUCCUUGCAGCCAUAGCUUACAAAACCGCAACCCUGCUCUUCAACAAGAUGCAUAUGUCCAUUUUCCGCGCUCCCAUGUCAUUUUUCGACUCAACGCCUAGUGGCAGGAUACUCAAUCGAGCUUCCACUGACCAAAGUGCUGUGGAUCAGCAAAUUCCUUACCAACUUGGCGCAACUGCCUUCUCCAUAAUACAACUUCUGGGAAUCAUUGCAGUGAUGUCUCAAGUGGCAUGGCAAGUUUUUAUCGUAUUUAUUCCUGUUAUUGCUAUCAGCAUCUGGUAUCAGCAAUACUACAUACCAGCAGCUAGAGAACUCUCACGGCUUAUUGGAGUGUGCAAAGCUCCAGUGAUCCAACAUUUUGCUGAAACAAUUUCAGGCACAAGCACCAUAAGGAGCUUUGAUCAACAACCAAGAUUCAAAGAGACCUCUAUGAAACUUACAGAUGCAUAUUCCCGCCCCAAGUUUCAUACUGCUGGAGCAAUGGAAUGGCUUUGUGUUCGCUUGGACUUUUUCUCUUCUAUAACAUUUGCCUUCUCUUUGUUUUUCUUGAUCUCUUUCCCUGGAAUAGAUCCAUCCCUUGCUGGCUUAGCGGUGACAUAUGGACUCAAUCUAAACAUGAUUCAAGCUUGGGUGAUAUGGAAUAUCUGUAAUCUGGAGAACAAAAUCAUAUCAGUAGAGAGAAUCCUUCACUACAUUUCUAUUCCAAGCGAGCCUCCUCUUGUAAUAGAAGAGAGCAAACCCGACCCUUCUUGGCCGUCACAUGGAGAAGUUGUGAUUGAUGGGCUGCAGGUUCGAUAUGCUCCACAUUUGCCACUUGUGUUGAGAGGUCUUACCUGCACAUUUCAAGGAGGAAAGAAAACAGGAAUUGUGGGCAGAACGGGCAGUGGUAAAUCAACCCUUAUACAGACACUUUUCAGGAUUGUGGAUCCAACAGCUGGGAGGAUCACCAUCGAUGGCGUCGACAUCUCAUCAAUUGGACUCCACGAUUUGCGGUCAAGGCUCAGCAUUAUACCUCAAGAUCCAACCAUGUUUGAAGGGACUGUAAGAAGCAACCUGGACCCUCUUGAGGAAUAUUCUGAUGCGCAGAUUUGGGAGGCUCUGGAUAAGUGCCAACUUGGAGAUGAAGUUAGGAAGAAGGAGAAAAGGCUGGAUUCUGCAGUUACUGAGAAUGGAGAGAACUGGAGUAUGGGGCAGAGACAGUUAGUAUGUCUUGGCCGUGUUCUGUUGAAAAAGAGCAAAGUGUUGGUUCUGGAUGAAGCUACUGCCUCAGUAGAUACAGCCACUGAUAAUCUGAUUCAGCAAACACUUAGACAAACACUUCUUCGAUUGCACAGUUAUCACCAUUGCCCAUCGAAUAACAUCCGUUCUUGAUAGUGACAUGGUUCUUCUGCUCAGCCACGGCUUGAUUGAGGAAUAUGAUACACCAGCAAGAUUGUUGGAGAACAAGUCAUCCUCGUUUGCUUAACUUGUAGCGGAGUACAGUGAGAGGUCGAAAGAACAGUAAACAUAACAUUCUUCAAAGCCAUAUUAGCUAAAGAUUCCUGAAUUUCCUUCUUCUUUCCUAAAGUAUUAGAGACGAUCAAAAUAUCAGGGAA
This is a messenger RNA of Linum tenue, 3303 nucleotides long. The record is from the annotation of a GenBank genome assembly. NCBI's taxonomy places the organism in Eukaryota, Viridiplantae, Streptophyta, Magnoliopsida, Malpighiales, Linaceae.